Messenger RNA from Dermacentor silvarum, 2254 nucleotides. RefSeq lists its product as uncharacterized. Gene Ontology annotation, molecular function: metalloendopeptidase activity. Gene Ontology annotation, cellular component: plasma membrane. Bases 124 to 2178 code for a protein of 684 amino acids. The transcript is spliced from 2 exons. The record is from RefSeq and is a predicted model, not a curated record. Gene Ontology annotation, biological process: protein processing. NCBI's taxonomy places the organism in Eukaryota, Metazoa, Arthropoda, Arachnida, Ixodida, Ixodidae.
GCACUUCCGCGUGGGCACCUGCUUUCAAAAGAAGAAGCUUCGUUCCUUUGCGCAGCUUGCGUCGUUCAUCAAAGGAUCAACGUCACCGUCAACUCCUCCGUUCCUCGCUCUUCCGAGCCAGACAUGUCUUUAGGCGGGCGCAGAAGACUCGGCUCCCACGAGAGGUCAUCCGUCGUUUUUAAAACAGAGGCUUUCCAGGAGCCCUCGUCGUCCUUGCCGUACCCGCCGACCUUCGAAGCAAGGCAGCAGACCGAGGACCCACUUCUACUGCGACUGCUGCUAACCGUGGUGGUCAUCGCCAUUCUCAUCGCCGCUGUCGCGUUGGUCGCGACCAGAGUGGUACGGACCAAGAACGGCGUUUGCGCCACAAUCGCCUGCAGGGAGUUCGCAGAGUUCGCGCGGAGGUCCCUGAACGAGUCAGUGCCACCGUGCGAAAACUUCGGCCGCUUCGUGUGCGGCCAAUGGAAGAAGCGCAACAGCGCCAAGGCGUCCACCCUGCACGUGGUCUACGCGACAGCGCUGGAGACGCUCUUCAAAGGCCUCACUUCGGCGUAUAAUCCCGCGCGGUGGCAGAAUAUGCGCGAGCAAGUCCGCGCGUUCUUCGGCAGCUGCAACGCCGUGAGUCGAGGCGAGCGAGACGAGAUGUACACCGUAAGAGCGUUCCUCGAAGAAGCAGGAGUCAUGUGGCCGCUCGUACCGUCCAACCCCGACGUCCUCGACACCUUGCUGUAUCUCGACUUGGAGCUCAACUGGCCCUCCAUUUUACAGGUUCGCGUAAAGGAAGAGAAGCGCGUCUUCAAAGUCAGCAUCAAGCCCGCCAUGUCAUUCAGAGACCUCGCAAAUCUCCGCGGCCGAUUGAGCACGAGGGAAGAAAGACGGCACUAUUUCGAUGUGAUCUUCAGACACUACAGUCAAGGCGUUCCGGAAGAACAAGUAUACAGUCAAGUCGAGGAAGUAGAAGAACUUAUGGCGACGAAGCUAGAAAGCGCGAUGCCGGCACACCACGACAACGCAUCAUUCGAAGAGUUAGACACUGACGAACUGUAUAGAGACAGCACAAACUGGACGGAGCGUCUUGCUAAGCGGGUGAGAAUACGAAGCAGCGUCAAGUAUUACACGUCCAGCAAACCUUUCCUCGUCACGUUCUUAGGGCUUUGGUCGCAACAUGGGGAUAGCCGGAUGCACCUAUACGUUUCCUGGUGCGCCGUGCGUUUCAUCGCUCCGUUCGCUAACCGAGAGCUACUCAGAAACCACUACGGUCUUGACGCCAACGAUUUAAUACUCGGACAGACCUGUCUGUUUCUUUCCUACCAGAUUUUCGGAGACGCAAUUUUCGCGGAGUUCAACGCCGAAGUUUUUACCGCCGAGGUGCGGCAGGACGUGAGGGACCUGGUGCUGGCAGUGAGGAAGACCUUCGCGCGUCGCUUAAGUCAGUCGGCCUUCACGGAUUCCACUUCCCUGGUUGCCAAGUGGGGCACAUUGGAUCGGGUAUUCUUUGUCCUGGAGUGCCGAAGACACUACGACCUUGAGCACGCUGCAUCGGGCUUGCCCGACAUGUCGGACUCGUUCGUGAUCAACUGGAGGAUCGUGUCCAAGACACUUCGAGCCGUCAGCGCCAGUCUAGGAGCUCUUGGAGAGGACGUGCUUUCAGGCCGUAGCCUGUUCCAUCUCGACCGGAACGUCAAUGAUUUCGUCUUGUCGCCGUUUGCCCUUGUGUUUCCCAUGUAUGACGUCAAGUUGACGCCCGCGGUCAAGUACGGUGCCCUCGGAGACCAAAUUAGCUUGGCUACGGCACAGCUAGCGCUCGACCAUAUCGCGCAACAGCCCGCCGCGCAGUUCGAACUGAGCCUGUCACACCAGUGCGUCAAGCAGGCGUUAGAGAAGCACGCGGAAUUGCCCAACAACACGAUUGCGGAGCUGGCGUCCCUGUCAGAGCUGUUGGAUGCGUUCGCCAAGUCCGGCGAUGAUGACCAGCGCCUUUCGGGCCUCGUCGACUACACGGCGCUGCAGACCUUCUUCAUCGCCUGGUGCUUAAUGCGCUGCAGCGCUACAAGUACCUACCGCGACGAGGAUGACCCGUGCUCGCCUGUUCUCCGGCUGUUCCAGGCAUUUGCAGACGCCUUUCAAUGCUCGCCGGGAACGUACAUGAACGCCAGGACGAAGUGCACUGUGUUUUGAGUUGCCCAAUGUGACGAUUUAGCACACUAAAUGAAACUGUUAGGCAUACCUAUUUUUAUGUUUCUGAUUAACAACG